AUGCUAAAGUCUAUUUCCUUUAUCUUAUUAUUAGUUUUUCAUAUAUCUUAUUUUACGUUAACCUCUUACGAUAUAUAUUUACUUUGAGUGGGUAGAGAAACACAAUCUCCUUUUUGCUUUCCUGUUUCUCUAAAUUAUGGCGGAUGAAUUAUGGGAUGAGUUACAAAAUUUGGCUAUGCGUAGAGAAGAUCCAGAAUUGUUUGUCCCUCAUGAGGCUUAUGCAGCUACGGUGGCUCGCAAUAGGCUAAGUUUGAUAGCUAGACCCCUUAACCCGAGAGCUCAAAACCUCUUUACUGUGAUCUCUUCGCUACCAAGAAUUUGGGGAUUAGCAGCAAGAGUCCAUGGAAGGGUUCUGGAUGAUACUUUUGUUCAGUUUCUAUUCCAAUCUGAGGUGGAUCUUAUUUCAGUUCAAAGAAGGGAACCAUGGAUAUUCAACAAUUGGUUUGUGGCUUUUCAGAGGUGGGAGGACCUUCCUGACUUUGAUUUCCUCACAACAAUAGAUAUCUGGGUUCAGAUGAGAGGAAUCCCUCUUCCUUAUGUUUGUGAAGAAACUGUAACACAAAUAGCUGAAGCGCUUGGUGAAGUGGUGGAAUUGGCCUUUCAUGAUGCUACUACUACUCAGUAA
Camelina sativa (false flax) is the source of this 625-nucleotide messenger RNA. Lineage: Eukaryota; Viridiplantae; Streptophyta; Magnoliopsida; Brassicales; Brassicaceae. The record is from RefSeq and is a predicted model, not a curated record.